Molecule: messenger RNA, 957 nt
Organism: Paramecium tetraurelia
Lineage: Eukaryota; Ciliophora; Oligohymenophorea; Peniculida; Parameciidae
Exons: 3
Biological process (GO): protein phosphorylation; mitotic DNA damage checkpoint signaling
Cellular component (GO): cytoplasm; nucleus
Molecular function (GO): ATP binding; protein serine/threonine kinase activity
Source: RefSeq, a predicted model, not a curated record
AUGCAAAAAUCCUUAAUAUUUGAUUGCCUAUUUAAUGCUAAACCAGCUAUUUUGAAUUGCGAUGAACAUUCAAUACUCAUUAAAAUCUAAACUGAAGAGAUUAAAUUUCACAUCUCCUUAAAUCUACAUUUGCAAUGGUAUUAUAGGAAUAAAGUCCUUGAACAAUGUACUAUUGAGAAUUGCACUCUCUAAUCUUCUUCUAAAAAUUUAUCACAACUUAAAGCCUAACUCAAUUCCUGUGUAAUGUACUUGGGAGCAUCUGAAAUCUAUGAAGAGUUGUAAACUAUGUUAAAAACAGAGUUCAAGGCAAACCUAAUUGUAAAAUCAACUAUCAACGGAGAAAAGAUGUUCUGCAAAAUGUAUAAGAAACAAAGCGAAUUUUACUUUUUGUAAGAAGUCAAAAUUCUAAGGAAACUGAAGAAUUGUAAAAACAUAGUUGCCAUCAGAGAAGUUUAUGAAUCUUCAAAAUAUUAUUAUAUUAUCUUAGAAUAUUUGGAUCGCUAAUUAGAGCAGGAUUACACACAUGAAGAAAAUCAAAAUGUUAUCAAGGAAAUCCUUACUAUAUUGGAAACAUUGUAACAAAAUAAUAUAGUUCAUGGGUAAAUUAGACCUUAAAAUUUCAUGUUCGGCAGAAAUCACGAAAUAAAAUUGAUUGGUUUUAGCAAAGCAACAAUUGAGAAUCAGCCAAACACAACUGAUAUUUAUGGAUUGCAUAAAGUUAUGCUCUAUCUGUAUAACUUUGAGGCCAAGGCAAUUGAUGCCGAUUAAGGAAUUUACCCUCUCAUACCUGGUCAUGGGACCAAUUUCUUGAAAGGUCUCGUAAACAACACUUAAUACAGGAUCAAUAUCAAACAGGCAUUGAGUCAUCCUUAUUUGAAAUGUAAUGAAACAGACCAUUAAAUAGUUUAGGGAUAGUUAUUUCCUAAAUUUAAACACAGUUUUAGUAAUUUUUAAUGA